Molecule: messenger RNA, 3086 nt
Organism: Ochotona curzoniae (black-lipped pika)
Lineage: Eukaryota; Metazoa; Chordata; Mammalia; Lagomorpha; Ochotonidae
Gene: ESPN
Product: espin
Exons: 13
Coding region: 1-2565 (854 amino acids)
Biological process (GO): actin filament bundle assembly
Cellular component (GO): cytoplasm
Molecular function (GO): actin filament binding
Source: RefSeq, a predicted model, not a curated record
AUGGCACUGGAGCAGGCGCUGCAGGCGGCGCGGCAGGGCGAGCUGGACGUGUUGAGAUCGCUGCACGCCGCCGGUCUGCUGGGACCCUCGCUACGGGACCCCCUGGACGCGCUGCCCGUGCACCACGCGGCCCGCGCCGGCAAGCUACACUGUCUGCGCUUCCUGGUGGAGGAGGCCGCCCUGCCCGCCGCGUCCCGAGCGCGCAACGGCGCCACACCAGCCCACGACGCCGCCGCCACCGGCCACCUGGCCUGUCUGCAGUGGCUGCUCUCGCAGGGCGGCUGCCGAGUGCAGGACAGAGACAAUUCUGGUGCCACAGUUCUGCAUCUGGCUGCCCGCUUCGGCCACCCUGAGGUGGUGAGCUGGCUGCUGCGUCAUGGCGGUGGGGACCCCACCGUGGCCACAGACACGGGCGCCCUGCCUGUCCACUAUGCUGCCGCCAAGGGAGACUUCCCCUCUCUGAGGCUGCUCGUCGGGAGCCACCCUGAGGGAGUGAAUGCCCAGACCAAGAACGGUGCCACGCCCCUGUACCUGGCGUGCCAGGAGGGCCACCUGGAGGUGACGCAGUACCUAGUACAGGAGUGCGGUGCGGACCCGCACGUGCGCGCCCACGACGGCAUGACCCCACUGCACGCGGCCGCGCAGAUGGGCCACAGCCCGGUCAUCGUGUGGCUGGUGAGCUGCACCGAUGUGAGCCUGUCGGAGCAGGACAAAGACGGCGCCACGGCCAUGCACUUCGCGGCGAGCCGCGGCCACGCCAAAGUGCUCAGCUGGCUCCUGCUGCACGGUGGCGAGAUCUCGGCUGACCUGUGGGGCGGGACCCCGCUACAUGACGCCGCGGAGAACGGGGAACUGGAGUGCUGCCAGAUCCUGGUGGUGAACGGCGCGGAGCUGCACGUGCGCGACCGGGACGGGUACACGGCCGCCGACCUGUCCGACUACAAUGGCCACAGCCACUGCACUCGCUACCUGCGCACUGUGGAGAACCUGAGCGUGGAGCACCGUGUGCUGUCGCGGGACCCGUCCACUGAGCUGGAGGCCAAGCAGCCCGACUCGGGCAUGUCCUCGCCCAACACCACCGUGUCAGCGCAGCCGCAGAACUUCGACCUGGGCUCGCCCGCCAGCACCCUCUCCAACUACGACUCCUGCUCCUCCGGCCAUUCGAGUAUCAAGGGUCGCCGUCCUCUGCUUGGACUGCCUGGUGCCGGAGCUGCCGACAUGCAGGGCUACAUGGACCUGCUGAACCCGGAGCUGGGCCUGCCUCGGGGCAAGACGGGGAAACCUCCACCCCCACCUCCUCCCCCGAGCUUUCCUCCACCACCGCCACCCCCGGGCACGCAGCUGCCCCCGCCCCCACCACCGGGCUACCCGGCACCCAAGCCUCCAGUGGGGCUGCAUGCGGCUGACAUAUACAUGCAGACCAAAAGCAAGCUGCGCCAUGUGGGGCCCGACAGUCUCAAGGAGCCCAGCUCCCGCGACGGCCUAAACGGACUGCGGAGGCAGGACUCCGGCCGCAAACCUCGCGCCUUCAGCAAGCAGCCCAGCACGGGGGACUACUACCGCCAGCUGGGCCGCUGCCCCGGGGAGCCGCCGGUCGCACGCCCGGGCAUGGCGCACAGCGACGAGGUGCGGGUCGGGCAGCCCGCAGCCGCCGGCCUCGCGGGACCUGGGCCCGCCGCACGCCCCUCACUCGCCGGCCCCUCCGAUCGCCCGCAGGCCGCGUUGCUGCCCGGCGACCACGUGCACAACGGCUGCGCUGCGGACCCCAAGGCUUCGCGGGAGCUCCCGCCGCCACCGCCGCCACCGCCGCCCCUGCCCGAGGCCCUGAGCUCGCCGCCGCCUGCCCCGCCUCUGCCCUUUGAGGGCGCGGGCCCGGGCUGCGGGCAGCGCCGCUCCUCCUCGUCCACAGGCAGCACUAAGUCUUUCAACAUGAUGUCUCCGACGGGCGACAACUCGGAGCUCCUGGCCGAGAUCAAGGCGGGCAAGAGCCUGAAGCCGACGCCGCAAAGCAAGGGGCUGACCACGGUGUUCUCAGGCAGUGGGCAGCCGGGUUUUCAGACCGACUCGCCACCACUGCCACCACCUGUGUCGCCUGCGCCAUCACGGGCUCGGAGUCCCACCCCACCAGCCACGGGGCCGCAGCCACUGCUGAACGGCAGCAUGGUGCCCGCACCACCAGCCACCCCCGCCCCGGGCGUGCAGCUGGACGUGGAGACCGUCAUCCCCACGCACGAUGAGCAGGGCCGGCCCAUCCCUGAGUGGAAGCGCCAGGUGAUGGUACGCAAGCUGCAGCAGAAGAUGCAGGAGGAGGAGGAGCAGAGGCGGAAGGAAGAGGAGGAGGAGGCGCGGCUGGCCAGCCUGCCCGCCUGGAGGCGGGAACUCCUGCGGAAGAAGCUGGAAGAGGAGAGGGAGCAGAAGCGAAAAGAGGAAGAGCGACAGAAGCAAGAGGAGAUCCGGCGGGAGCGGGAGCAGUCCGAGAAGCUGCGGACGCUGGGCUACGACGAGACCAAGCUAGCGCCCUGGCAGCGCCAGGUCAUCCUCAAAAAGGGCGACAUCUCCAAGUAGCAGCGGUCGCGGCCUCCCGCUCGCAGCCUCGCGCGCUCGGGGUGCCGGGGACCCUCCUCUACCCCCGCCAGCCCCCAGCCCCGGCCCUGGCCCGGGGCUGCAGGGCCUGGGCGGAAGGGCAGGGCGUCGCGCGGCCCCCACCUUCCGCGCCGGAACCCCUCCCCGGCCCCAUCUUGCCUCCCGCAUCCCCGGCCCCGCUCCCGCUGCUGACGCAGAGCUGCUGCGCGCUCGCCUGCCGCCUCAAGCACAUUUGCAUGUCGGGGGGCCGCCAUCGGGGUGCGCCACGCUCCCCCGGGGCCCGUGGGCGGCGACUCUUGGUGCGGCCGUUUGCGCCCGGGAGCCCGCGGCGCUGGCGCAUCCUGGGCGGAGGCAGCCCCGGAGCUCGGGCAAGGGGCUUUCCUGCGUCCCUGACCCAGAUCUGCGCCGGCCCUGUCGCCGCCCAGGGUUUCCGCCCAGUCAUUUGUUUACCAGAAAAAGAUGAAAGCGGCCCCGUCGUGGGGCCGCCCCUGCGCCCCGACCCC